GCUCUAUGGUUUCGAAGCCUCGCGUUUGCCGCCCGAAAGAGUUUGGGAAGCUGCGGCUUAGGUGACUUUUGAGAGUGCUCUAGGCUCUGUAGAUUCUCCGACUUACCCCCAAAGAUGUAUAUGCUGGUUGAAAACCACUCAAAUUCAAUUCUUCAUCUGAAGAGGUCACCUGGUAUCAGGUCUUGGUCUCUCCUUGUAGGGAUCUCUUCUGUAGGCCUGGCUGCUGCUUACUACAGUGAAGAUAGCUGGGGAUGGAAACUCUUUUAUCUUGCUGGUUGUCUCUUUGUAGCUGUGCAAAAUCUGGAAGAGUGGGAGGAAGCUAUAUUUCAAAAAGAUGCAGGGAAAAUUAUCCUAAAGACAUUCAACCUUUACAAAAAGCUACUGACCCUGUCAAGAGCUGGUCAUGAACAAGUGGUGGUUCCACUGGAUGAAAUUCGGGCUGUGAAUGUGGAAGAAGAGAAAGUGCGUUACUUUGGGAAGGGCUACCUAGUCGUGUUGCGCUUUGGCACUGGAUUUUCACAUCCUCUGACGCAGAGUGCAGUGAUGGGCUGCAGAAGUGAUGUUGAGGCUGUGGCCAGGCUUAUUACUGGCUUUCUUGAGCUGAACAAGGUGCCAACUCAUCCAGAUUAUGAGAACAGCAGUGAAUCUGAUGUUAGUGAUGAAGAGGAACCCAAGGACAAAUAAUUACAUGACCACUUAUGGAUGGAAAGCAACAAAUCUCUAGUACAGAACAGAACAUCUUUUCUUUUGAGUUCUAGAUGUUCCUCUUGACUUUUGGCUUUCCAUGUAUGUAUCUUUGCAAAUCUCCAUCUGUAAUUACCAAAUUUGGAAGGAAAGAGGGCCUAGAGGAAACUCUUAUCUUCCAACCUUCUCAGCUCAGUGGAUCUUGAAUUGAAAACUAUUUAGAUUUUUUUUUAGAGGAACCAAAGCAAAAAAUGCUGUUGGCCCAGUUCAGAUGAUCACCUAAACCAGGGGUACAGAACCUCACCUGGGGACCAGAUUCAGCCCUCCAGGUUUACUCAGAAGGCCAUGCCCCCUUCCCUGGCCCCACCCCCUUUUCUCCUGUGAGCAGUGAUUUAUUUUCCAGAAUUUUGUGCAGUUUCUCCCUCCCACUGCCCAUUCUUAAAAGUCAAAAUGCCUCUCCUAAGACUUAGUUGCUGGCAGUAAGAGCUUUAAGUUAAAAUAUGCUGGUAUUGUUGGCCCGAGAGCUUUUCCAAAACGGAAUUUGUCCCUUGGGCUGAAAGAGGUUCUCCACCCUUGACCUAAAUAAUGUCAGGGGGAGAAGAUGAGCCUCAAGACAACCCCACCCCCAUUUCCAUGCAGAAGCUUUUACAUCAGAACCACAAUGUUGCAUUAUGUCCAAACCUGGAACUGUGGUUUUUUUCCUGAAGCAAGUUGGUCAAAGUAAACCAGGAUCUCAAACCAUAGUUAGAACAAACCACAUGUCUGAGUUUAUAAUUAAUACUGGACUGUGGCUUGUAAUUUAAAGAGGAAGCUUUCGCUCUCCUAUUGCAUGCAAAGAAGAGGGUAAGGAGAGCCCAAGGUUUAUUGUGGCUUGUUCCUAAUCAUCAAACCCAUGGUUUAGGUGAUUGUCUGAACCAAACAAUUAUGCUGCCUUACUUGUAGAUACAUCUUUACAAGUCUUGUCAGCUCAUUAGUAGUAUCUGUAUGUUUCUGUAUUUUACCAUGAGUUUGACAGCACUUAAAUUGAACUUUGUAUUACUGCUAUGCAACCUCAAUUUCUGUCUUAACAUUAUUUUCCAAAGGAAAUUUCCAGUGUAACAGAUAUUCAAAUGAUAGAUUUUUUAAAAAAUGUAACUAUUGAAGAUAUUUUUUGUGUCAGAGCUGUAGGUAUGGGUACAAUCUUAAGAUUUUAUUUUGGUUUUUUUUUAUAAAGGAAAGAAUCCCCCCCCCAAGUGAUUUAGCCAGUUUUAUUAAUCUAAAAUAAGUGUUAAGAUCUCUUCUUGGUUUAAAAAUAUAUACCUCACAUAAGAGCUUUUAAGUGUCCUGAUUUACAUGCAUACUUUUUUGUUAUGCUUUUAAGAGUAGAUAUUUUAUAAAUGUCAAGGGUUAGACAACUGUACAUACUUGACAAGUAUAAAUUUGACUUCAGAUCACUCCUACUACUUAAGUGUUUUAAGGUGUCAGUUUUUAAAGUCAACUGUGUUUGAUAAAGUGUGUUUUCAGUCUUCUUACAGGGUGGUGGGGUUUUUUUUUUUUGGUAAAGUUUCCUGCACUUUUGAUAUUUAGUAUUAACUUUUCCAGUUAGAAGCAUGAAUUUUGUGGAAAUCUGAAAGACCAUCCUGUAGGUUCUAGUUUAUUUCAGGUAGGGUACAAUGAAUGGAAAUAAUUUGUUUUCUUGUCACACUUAAGUUCACCAAACUUGUAACAUCAGACAAUGUAUGUAUUUAAGUGUUCUCUAAAACUGGAAUUCACGUGAAAAUUAAUUUGUAUUGCCAUUCAUCAUUACAAUAGAUUUAAAUUCCUUCUAUCUAAAUCAGCUUAUAAUUAAAAGAUUAAAAUAGCAGAUUUCUCAGUAUCAAAUAUUAUCCCUCAAACACAGAUCUAUAGCCUUGGGAUGGUGAAGGAGCCUCAGCUGUAUCUGGAAUUUGUGGCAAUAGCUGUGACUGCCAGUUCUACCUGCUGAGAUUGCUGCAACUUGUUCUAUUGUAUGGGAACUUGAUACUUAUCACUCAUCUUUUAAGGCCCAACUACUGAUAGGUACUCUAUGUAAACCGCCCAGAGAGCUUCGGCUGUAGGGCGGUAUAUAAAUGUAAUAAAUAAUAUAAUAAUAAUGUAGGUGUGUUUCCGCAUUCUGUUUGAAACAACCAAGAGUCUAAGCCUGAGAAACUUUUGGAAGUAUUCAAGGCUUUGAGUUAAACUGGCAAAUUUGUGUGGUCUUUUUCAUAGAUGCUUAAUGUGAUUGCUAUGUGCUCCAGGCCUUCAGGGUGAGGCAGGCUACAAUUCUGAUGAAUGCAUACUUUUGAGGAAAGCUUAGGUUCAAUGCACACUUUUGAGAAAAGCCUAGGUCCAACUCCCGCCUAAAAAUAAAACAUUGGGCUGUAGACUAGCUUUGACCAGACAUUUUGAUUCAUUUGCAGGGACUACUUGACAAAGGUCCUGCCUAGGUGAGACAUAGUAUUUAAACUUGAAAACAUGUUCUGCUUAGGUCUGCUUAGGAAUAAGCAAAAGUGUAAGUGAGCUCCAUAGGACGUUCUGCAUUUAUUUCAUAGCAUGAAGGGUCUGUUGAUAGGCUGGCACAUUUCAUGCUUAGGUUACUACUACAUCUCCAGGUUCCAGCAGCCAUUUAGUACUAUCAUUCCAGCCCUACAAAUGUAAUUUUAAAUACAUAAGCAAUCCUGUUUGAAAUCAAAAGGAACACUUGCUCACUAGAGGUCCAUUAUGCAAAGCGUUUUGUUUUGUUUUCUCUUUGGUACAGUUGUAUGGAAUAACAGCAAUAUGUAUGACAUUCCAGAGGGAAUUGUCUUGCUUUACCAUGUCACACUUUUUCCAAACACAGGCUGCAACCCUAUACACACUUGAACUCAAUUGGUUACUUCUGAGGAGACAUUUAUAAGAUUGCACUGUAUAUAUCUUUGUUAAUUUGCUUUUAAUAUUCUGGCUUCCAAAGCACAGCAGUUUUGACCCAUAACUCCUGAAUGUGGUUUCAGAUUUUAAUGCACUGAUUAGUCAAUUAAAAUUUGUUACAUUGUGGGGAGUAUUAGUUGCGGGGAAUUAGGAAUGUGAUAAAGUUUCCUCCUGAAGUGUUUAUGAAUUCUGAGAUGUCUUAAGAGCAAAAGGGUACUUUUGGCUAGUUUCUUCUUCCUAGUACUAAACUGGAUCUAGGAGUAGCCCUGUUCCAGUAGAGUUUCCACCCUCUUAUACUGGGUGUUUGGGAAAGCAUUACAGUUUUCAGUUGAAUAGUGGAGUUGAAAUUAGGGAGCAGCUGUUGGUUUUAAAAAUUAUUUUGGUUCUAGUGUCUAAUAGGGAACGUUUUUCUCUACAUUCCCUAUUACACACUACAACCAAAAUGGCUAGAGAAAAACUUGAAAGGACUUCUAACAAUGAAUAGUAUCUCCUGCUUGUUAAUUAAAUUGUAAAUUCUUGCAUUAGGCAUCCUCAAAGGCACCAAUAAAGCUUUUGAUAAAAUGCAAAUAUAUUUCAAUGUAACUGAUUUAAAAUCCAACUAAACUAAAAUCAACGAAUCUGCAGUGGUGUAAAGUAACUGAUUAACAAUGUGAAAAAACUUGCAAAGGAAAGCUUGUGUGUGUUUAACUGUUUAAAAAACUGCCUUGUACUUACUUUGGGCAUUUUUAGUACUUUUUGAAAUCUGUUUGUUAUUAAAUUGCUAACAUAUU
Molecule: messenger RNA, 4358 nt
Organism: Elgaria multicarinata webbii
Lineage: Eukaryota; Metazoa; Chordata; Lepidosauria; Squamata; Anguidae
Product: cytochrome b-245 chaperone 1
Exons: 7
Coding region: 115-684 (189 amino acids)
Source: RefSeq, a predicted model, not a curated record